Molecule: messenger RNA, 2577 nt
Organism: Gasterosteus aculeatus aculeatus (three-spined stickleback)
Lineage: Eukaryota; Metazoa; Chordata; Actinopteri; Perciformes; Gasterosteidae
Product: UDP-glucuronosyltransferase 2B31
Molecular function (GO): UDP-glycosyltransferase activity
Source: RefSeq, a predicted model, not a curated record
CGCUGAGUACUUGCAGAUGUUUGCUGGCGAGCGGGACGAGACACUCGGUCUUCUAACGCUGCGCGUUCCCCGGGUCGGCUUUGUUUAAAGACCAGACGAUCAACAAAAUGAGAAUUCAAGCGAGAGCAUUGUAUUAUUUUGUAGAAGGUUGUGUGUUCUCUCGGUCAUACAGAGAACAUUUGUCCCAGGUAGACUCCGAACUGAGUCCAUCAGGGAGUCACAGCUUCUCACUCUUAUUAGCACCAUGUGUAGAAGCUUGUUUGACCUUUGUCCCACUGCAUGGAAGACGGGCUGCUGUUUAAACCCUUUCAUUGCUCCACACCCAUCGGGAACACAAACAAAAGCUGUGAAACCUGAGCAGGGAACAUCUUGUAAAUCCCAAAGCGCUUGUAAACCUCCUGGGAAUCAGUUCUCACACGUAGAGACUUGUGUAAUCCGGAAAUACCUGAAGUUAUGUAAGUCUGAAGAGCAGAAAACCCUCAUAGUGAUGUGCGUCGCCUUUCUAUCGACUGCUGAAGAGAAUCGUUUUCAGGGAUGUACCGACCGGCCUUGGCGGCACUCGCGGUGCUGCUCUGCUCCUCACUCCCGGUGAACGGAGGGAAAAUCUUAGUGGUCCCCGUGGACGGAAGCCACUGGAUCAACAUGAAAGUCCUCGUCGAGGAGCUCCACGCCAGAGGCCACGAGAUCACAGUGAUGAGGUCGUCCGACAGCUGGUACAUCAAGCCCGAGUCCCCCCACUACCGGUCCAUCACGGUAAACUCCUCUGCCGGGUUCGACGAGGAAGGCUUCGGGUUGUUUGUAGACACAAUGAUGAACAUGCGGCGGAAAGGCGCCUCGCUCUGGGCUCGCAUUUCUCUGGAGUUUGAACUGGUGGAGAAGUUCUAUCAGAUGAAUAAAGAGGUGAUUGAGAUGGUGGGGAAGAUGUUUGAGAACACCAAACUGAUGCAGAGCCUCACCGACGCCAAAUACGACCUGUUCCUGACGGACCCUGCCAUCGGUGCGGGGGUGCUUCUGGGUCACCGCUUGGGUCUUCCUCUCGUCUUCAACGUGAGGUGGACUGUCCAGGGGGAGGGGCACCGUGCCAUUGCGCCUUCGCCGCUGUCGUACGUCCCAAUUCCAGGCGCAGAGCUGAGCGACAAGAUGACGUUUCCCCAACGGGUCAAGAACCUGCUUUACUUUUUCUUCACCUGUUUCCAGACAUGGUAUGUCACGGAUUCAAACUACAAGCCCUUCGUCCGCCGUUACUUCGGAGACGAUGUGCAUUACAUGGAGCUGUUUCAGGCGGCGGACAUCUGGCUGAUGCGGAACGAUUUCACCUUUGAGUUCCCGCGACCCACAAUGCCCAACGUCGUCUACAUGUCAGGAUUCCAGUGCAAGCCCUCCAAGCCGCUGUCUAAAGAACUAGAGGACUUUGUCCAGAGCUCUGGUGAACACGGCGUCAUCGUUAUGACAUUGGGAACCCUGGUGGCCAAACUUCCCGAGGACAUCACGGAGGAAAUCGCCGCCGCUUUCGCCCAACUUCCUCAGAAGGUGAUUUGGAGGCACAAAGGCAAAAGACCCUCCACCAUCGGCAACAACACCUUACUGCUGGACUGGCUGCCUCAAAACGACCUCCUGGGCCACCCAAAGACCAGAGUGUUCGUGGCCCACGGGGGUACCAACGGGAUCCAGGAGGCCAUCUACCACGGGGUGCCCCUGGUCGGCCUGCCCCUCAUGUUCGACCAGCCGGACAACUUCUUCAGGAUGAAGACGAGAGGCGUGGCCAAAGUCCUGGACAUCGCGACCGUGAACAAAGAAAACUUCCUGGAGGCUCUGAAGGACGUACUGUACGAUCCGACCUACAUGGAGAAGAUGAAGGUGCUGUCCGGCCUGCACCGCGACCAGCCCAUGAAGCCGCUGGACCGGGCCAUGUUCUGGAUCGAGUUCGUCAUGAGGCACAAGGGGGCGGCACACCUGAGGACGGACUCCUACAAGAUGUCAACGAUCCAGUACCACUCGAUUGACGUGGUGGCGUUUCUGCUGGCGGUUAUUCUGCUCGUAUUUGCCGUUUUUGUUUGUGCAGUUAUGUUUUUGUGGCGAAGAGUUUUCUCCGGAAGCAAAGUCAAAAAGGAAUGAAGAAUGAGCCGCUGGACAGUUAAAUAGAAGAAAACACUCGAGUGUUCUUACAUCAGUAACUUAACGUGCCUCAGUGUGUCGCUAAAAGGAAUCACAAACCUUAUAUUACCCAACGAUUUCAGCCCAGAGGUCCCGUUUACGUUGUUUUUGCUUGUUUUGUUUGUCGGAUAGCAGAAUACCUCAAACAUCCGUAAAUAAUUUACAAUGACAUUUUGGUGUUGGGUCGGUGAUCAGUUCUCAUUCAAUACACAGGAAUAUACCUUUUGCGGGCAUUUAAAAAACACAUAAAUAAUAAUUCCUAAUAACCACUGCACUCAAUUUAAUGGAAUUAAAUAUGAUUCAUUUUAUAAAAACAGUGCGACGUGUAUCUUGUGAUUAUCUAUGAAAUUAUUGAAAAUGUUUCUACAAAUGUGUGUUUUUGAAAUAAUGAUUUCAGGCUGUAAAUAAACAGUACCAAAAUGA